Molecule: messenger RNA, 1256 nt
Organism: Plutella xylostella (diamondback moth)
Lineage: Eukaryota; Metazoa; Arthropoda; Insecta; Lepidoptera; Plutellidae
Biological process (GO): positive regulation of autophagy of mitochondrion
Molecular function (GO): protein kinase binding
Source: RefSeq, a predicted model, not a curated record
CCCUUUGGGUAUUAUUAUUAUGAAUACAAAAGUAUGUCCAUAAUUGUUUAGGAGUGGACUGUAGUGAAUUUAAAUACAAGAGUAAUGAGUUUGUUGAUGAGUUUAUCGGUAAAACACAGUAUUAUGUUCCUUGGACAUGGACCUAUUUUCAGAAAACCAACUCCUUAUUCUAAGGCAAAAUAUUUCUACCAUAGACACAAACUGACAGUGACAGCAUGAAAUCAAAUGUCAUUUGUUAUUUUGACACUUGAAGUUCGUUGUUUUGUGUAUCAUCCUCCCUCAAUCGUAUUUAUAAACAAAUGUUAAAAAGAACAGCUUUGUAUUUUCGACCAUGAAAAUAACUUUGGAAGAAAGCACUACUGAAGUGGUAACCCUUCCAUUACAAAAAAUCGUGGAAAGAAUUUUGUCUGAGAAUAAUUCUGUGGAAUCUUUACAAAAAGACUUGCUGCUUGUGGUUAUAAUAGUAUUGAUGAUGGAAAAUGGGUUUCUACCUAUGGAAAACGGCGUAGAAAUAGAAAAUCCAAUAGAAAGUAUUGACUUUAAAAAGAUACGAAGUUGGAGAUCACCUCUGGGCACCUAUGAGACAAUAUUUAUGUUGAAUGGAGUCCCUUCUAUUCCCAUAAAGGUGAUAAUGAGUCCUCUAGGUGCCAUGGUCAUGAUAAAUGCCUCUAUAGAUGUAUUUAAUGGAGAAACAUACAGUGUUUGUUUACCAAUAAGUAAAUACAUAGUGUCACCUCAAGCAUCUUCUGUGCCAAUGAUAUUUCGGGACCUAAAGCAUUUUUCAUUCAUGGUCAAUGAUAAAGUAGUGGCAGCUGUGAAGAGUAGAGUAUUAAGCUAUUGUGGCUACCCCAGUGCAAGUCUGUUAGGAUUGCCUGAUGAUCUCCUGUUUAAAAUUCUCCUAUAUCUUCCGAUCAAUGAUGUGAUAACAAUGAGGAAAUCUUGUAAAACUAUGCAUACAGUCAUGGAUAGUGAGAAUUUAUGGCAUAAACUAUUCAAGAGGGAUUACAAACAAUAUACAAAUUCUACAAAUGGAAGUUGGAUGGAGUUGUACAAAACCACAUAUCUGAUAGAUGUGGACACAGCUCGGAGAACUCGACAGCACCGUGCGGGGUCCCUGCAUGAUCACAUGGACUAUUCAGAUUUUAUGUCUCAUAUUGAGAAUCCAUUCUGGGAUAUAAUUUGAUUUUGUUCAUACUUUGUACUGUAAAAUUUAUGUUUGUAUUUAUAUAAGAAUAAAACAAUUUUAUACUCCUAAA